This is a messenger RNA of Aspergillus eucalypticola CBS 122712, 1124 nucleotides long. RefSeq lists its product as uncharacterized. The coding region runs from base 255 to 1124 and encodes 289 amino acids. Lineage: Eukaryota; Fungi; Ascomycota; Eurotiomycetes; Eurotiales; Aspergillaceae. The transcript has 3 exons. The record is from RefSeq and is a predicted model, not a curated record.
GUAAUCCCCGUCGCCCGCGGCUGGCUGGCUGUACCCUCUUCAGUCUCUCAAACACAACAACAACUCCACAGCCAGAUCAUAACUGACCGCACUAGAACACGUAUAUUCCUGCAGCCCGUGCAGCCUGGCUGCAGCCCGACAUCCCUCCUUGCUACCGACUACUACCCUUUUCAUCACGCACGCCUGUAUUUACUGAACCUCUUUCUGAGAAACAAUCAAAUCAUUAGAAUACAUGGUCCUAACCCUAGCCAACCAUGGAACACCCGCCUCCAUCUCAUUACGAUGAGUUAUCCCCUCCUUCCUCGGUAGCGGGCCAGAUCUGGGACAUGGCGCUCACGGACCCCGACUAUGCCUCCCAUAUCCUCGACUCCAACGACACCGCCGCUCCCGUCUCCGCGCGUCUCACAAGACUAGCCCAUCUGGCAUCCCACUUCAAUCCGACCUCCAAAUCCGACUCCAUGACCCUUCACCACUGUCUCGAGACCCUCGAAUCCCUGCUGGACCCACGCCCAGCCUUGACGCAAGAGCUCGCCCGAUGCCGUCCUAUGAGCCAUUCCCGACAGUCCAACUCCAUCGCUUCCAUCUCCACGACCGACUCCCAAGAUUUGGGCGAUUCCGUCGCUUCGCUCGAAGAGAUGUCACACCCUCCUCUCAAGGAUAUCUUGAGAGAAGUUACGACACUCAAAGUGGAAUUCGACCGUCGUCGUAAGGAGUCGUCCGAGAUAUACGAGUUGCUCACACGAGAACGCGAAACACUAGCUCGGAAGAUCGGCGAACUAGAUGAUGAAAUUCACGAACUAAAUACAGACAUUCUCGAAGACACCGCUGAGCGGGAAGCGAUCCAAGGCACGAUACGAGGGCUCGAGAGUUGGGUGGAUGAAUGGCACAAACAGCGCCUAUUGAUUGCCGCUAAAAAACAAAGUGCUGCCUCACGGCGAAAUGGUCAACGAAGAUGGACGAAAUGCAAAGUCGAAGAGGUCGAGGGCGACAGCGAAGCCCUGUUCGAGGGAAUAACGGCAUGGAUGCGAGGAUGGAAGGACGUCGAGGAGGUUUUUCGCAUCCGAGAGCAGAAUCGCACUUUGAGAAGGGAAGAAAGACAGAAGACACGGGCGAAAUACGUAUGA